AUGCCUGAAGUAGAUUACUUACCUCCAGUAGAUUACUUACCUCCAGUAGAUUACUUACCUCCAGUAGAUUACUUACCUCCAGUAGAUUACUUACCUCCAGUAGAUUACUUACCUCCAGUAGAUUACUUACCUCCAGUAGAUUACUUACCUCCAGUAGAUUACUUACCUCCAGUAGAUUACUUACCUCCAGUAGAUUACUUACCUCCAGUAGAUUACUUACCUCCAGUAGAUUACUUACCUCCAGUAGAUUACUUACCUCCAGUAGAUUACUUACCUCCAGUAGAUUACUUACCUCCAGUAGAUUACUUACCUCCAGUAGAUUACUUACCUCCAGUAGAUUACUUACCUCCAGUAGAUUACUUACCUCCAGUAGAUUACUUACCUCCAGUAGAUUACUUACCUCCAGUAGAUUACUUACCUCCAGUAGAUUACUUACCUCCAGUAGAUUACUUACCUCCAGUAGAUUACUUACCUCCAGUAGAUUACUUACCUCCAGUAGAUUACUUACCUCCAGUAGAUUACUUACCUCCAGUAGAUUACUUACCUCCAGUAGAUUACUUACCUCCAGUAGAUUACUUACCUCCAGUAGAUUACUUACCUCCAGUAGAUUACUUACCUCCAGUAGAUUACUUACCUCCAGUAGAUUACUUACCUCCAGUAGAUUACUUACCUCCAGUAGAUUACUUACCUCCAGUAGAUUACUUACCUCCAGUAGAUUACUUACCUCCAGUAGAUUACUUACCUCCAGUAGAUUACUUACCUCCAGUAGAUUACUUACCUCCAGUAGAUUACUUACCUCCAGUAGAUUACUUACCUCCAGUAGAUUACUUACCUCCAGUAGAUUACUUACCUCCAGUAGAUUACUUACCUCCAGUAGAUUACUUACCUCCAGUAGAUUACUUACCUCCAGUAGAUUACUUACCUCCAGUAGAGUCGACCAUGUCCACAGUUGAGAUCGUAUAUCUUCCUGGUCUUCUUCCUCCACCGCAUCAUGUAAUUGUAUUGAGAUAA
Molecule: messenger RNA, 1011 nt
Organism: Schistocerca cancellata (South American locust)
Lineage: Eukaryota; Metazoa; Arthropoda; Insecta; Orthoptera; Acrididae
Exons: 1
Coding region: 1-1011 (336 amino acids)
Source: RefSeq, a predicted model, not a curated record